AUGGCGGCCACGCCUUUCUUACAGGACACCGUGACACUUGUGAAGGAACCGAAACAGCUGCCCUCAAUCCCUUUUUCAUGGCUGCUCCCGAGCCUGUUUGCCGCCUUCAAUGUGACGCUGCUGGUGUUUUUGAGUGGCCUUUUCUUCGGAUUCCCUUGUAGGUGGCUGGUUCAGAACGGCGAGUGGGCCUUCCCUGUGGUCACAGGCUCUCUCUUCAUCCUCACCUUCUUCAGUCUUGUCUCCCUCAACUUCUCAGACCCUGGUGUCUUACAUCGAGGCUCCAUCAGUGAGGACCCCAUGACGGUGCAUGUGGUGCGUGUGAACCAAAGGGCUUUCCGCCUGGAAUGGUGCCCAAAGUGCCUCUUCCAUCGCCCACCCCGCACCUACCACUGCCCCUGGUGCAACAUUUGUGUGGAGGACUUUGACCACCAUUGCAAGUGGGUCAAUAACUGCAUCGGUCACCGCAACUUCCGCCUCUUCAUGCUGCUGGUCCUGUCCCUCUGUCUCUACUCAGGAGCCCUGCUGGUCACCUGCUUGAUGUUCCUAAUUCGCACAAGGCAUCUGCCUUUCUCCCUGGACAAGGGGAUGGCCAUCCUGGUGGCUGUGCCAGCCGCGGGAUUCCUGAUUCCGCUCUUCCUGCUGAUGCUGAUCCAGGCCCUAUCUGUGAGCGGGGCGGAGCGCACCUACGAGAGCAAGUGCAGGUACCAUCAGGAGUACAACCCCUUUGACCAAGGCUUUGCCAAGAACUGGUAUCUAACAAUGUGUGCACCAGUGGGUCCCAAUUACAUGUCUGAGGUUGUCUGUCUGCAAAGACCGGUGGGGACAGAACAGACCCACGAGAAGACGAAACCCUCGCCACCAUGUCUUCCUAAACACUGUAUCCCAGGUCCUCUGGGGCCCCGGCUCCAACCUCGGCACACACCAGGGAAGGGGCCCCCAGGCAGUGGUGAGGCAGCAGCUCUCCAGGAGAUAAGAAGGCUGCCCGCGUAUGUGGAAAAGUCCCCGGGGGUGGGGUGGGGGAAGAACAAGGUCUCUGCCCUGCAGUACCUCUAUCUGGCUGAAGAGGGCGCCCACUGCCCGGAGAAUGUGCAAGACGCUCUGGGCCCUUUGCACUUUUUAGAGACGUGGAAAGCAUUCAACAAAGCGAUAACUUCCCGUAGUCAAGGGAAAGCCAAAACCCUUCAGGCCCUUCCCCAUGACACGUUCUUCAGCGUGAAGACUAUGGGCUUCUCUAGGAAGCAAGGGGUCAGACACACAGUGACUUCUGACUCAGGGCUCCAGUGCUCUGCCUCCCUGAAGUCCCAUCGUGGGGCGCGCCCGGGGGUCUACACCACUUCGCUCUUCUUUGUCCCAGAGGGCUCUCCACUGCAGCAGACUCUGCGCUUUUGUUUCCUAUGUCAGAGCCUGGGAGAUAGAGAUGGUGCACAAGAUGAGCAGAAGCCCAAGGCUAGCCCGGAUUCCGGGACAGCCUCUGUGAAGGAAGAGCUGUGA
Messenger RNA from Apodemus sylvaticus (European woodmouse), 1491 nucleotides. RefSeq names its product zinc finger DHHC-type palmitoyltransferase 19 (gene Zdhhc19). Gene Ontology annotation, molecular function: protein-cysteine S-palmitoyltransferase activity. The record is from RefSeq and is a predicted model, not a curated record. Gene Ontology annotation, cellular component: endoplasmic reticulum; Golgi apparatus. Gene Ontology annotation, biological process: peptidyl-L-cysteine S-palmitoylation; protein targeting to membrane. NCBI's taxonomy places the organism in Eukaryota, Metazoa, Chordata, Mammalia, Rodentia, Muridae. The transcript has 11 exons. The coding region runs from base 1 to 1491 and encodes 496 amino acids.